GUUAAUUAAUGCUUAAGUUAUAGAUUGACCUGGUGUUAAAAAAAAAUAAUUAAAAUAAAAAAUGGUUCACUCUAGUUGCUGCGUCGUCGAUUGCAAAAACACCGGCAGAAAUAGUAACUAUAAAUUUUACAGAUUUCCAACAGCAAGUUGGAAAUUGGAAAAAAGAAAACAAUGGAUCAAUGCAGUUAAAAGAAAAAAUCCUGAUGGAUCACCCUGGACACCAAAGCCAACUGACUGUAUUUGUAGCGCUCAUUUUGUUGGAGGUAAAAAGGCAGAGGAGGUUGCAAGUCCAAGUUACAUUCCAACCAUAUUUCCUUCGGUUUACAAAAAAUCAAAAAUUAACGAGAAAACAGCUCUAAGCAGGCAUGCGCGUUUUUUGAACCGGAGACUAGCCGAAAAAGAAAAAACUCUGAUCACAAGUAGCAACAAUGCAUUAAAAACUUCAGAAAAUAAUAAGAUUAUCAUCGACAAUGAAGUAAAUGACGUUACCGCUGUAAGGGUAAAAGUUGACAAAAGUUGUCAAAUUGAUUUUUAUUCUACCUCAAACGAAACCGACAAAACAUUCAUUUGCAAUAGAUACAUUUACAAUCAUACCGAUAAAUGCGAUGCCGAAAUCCAAACAAAUAUAGCGGAAGUAACAAAACGUAGAAUCAUAAUUGGUAAACCCAAAUGCAGUGACAAGCAAUGCGGUACUCCAACUAAAACUUUCGUUGAUCAAUCUACUGAAACAUCUGUAAAAACAUUUGUUGGCUUCGAUUCAAUUGAAAAAAAUGAGCAGCUGAUGGAAUUAGCUGGUGUUACAUUUAAUAAUUUCGAAUUAUUGUUCAAUUUAUUGAGUACUUCGACGAAAUUUACUGUUGCCAAAAAUAACAGACUUUUUAUUUUCUUAAUGAAAAUAAAAACAGGCCUCACAUUUUCAGCUCUGAGUGUACUGUUUAGUGUCCACAGGACAACAAUCUCUAGAAUUUUUUACUCAACUUUACAGACGUUGUCUGCGGCAACAGCUACUUUAAUUUAUUGGCCAAAGAUGAGCGAUAUUCAAGCAACAAUGCCAAAGUGCUUCUAUCCAAACUACUCAAAUAGUCGAGUGAUAAUCGACUGUACAGAAUUUAACGUCGAAAUUCCAUCCACUGUUGAUAGUCGCGAUUAUUGUUUGCCUAAUAAAAAAACUUUUACAGCAAAAGUUCUUAUUGGAAUCACUCCUGGAGGCUUUAUCUGUUUGAAAUCUAAGGUAGCUGGGGGCAAAAAAACUGAUUCGCAAUUAACUAUUGAAUCUGGGCUAAUGGACGAAUUGGAUGAAGGCGAUAAUGUUUUAAUUUGCAAAGAAUUCCUAGAAAUAAAAGCAGCAGUUGAUAAAAGUGGAAAAAAAGUAAAGAUUGUUAUGCCACCAGAUUUUGAAAAAAAAACAGUUUUAUCUGCUCAAGGUAUUAAAGAUACUGAUGACGUAGCUAAAGUAAGAAUCCACAUUGAGAAAAUAAUGCAACGAUUGCGAGGUUAUUCGAUCUUAGAUAAAAUAACCGAAAAUUUAUUUCAUUGCGUCGAUGAUAUCGUGCAUAUUUGUUGCGUGUUAGUCAAUCUACAGCAGAUGGUCAAUAAUAUAAAACCGUUGAGGUCGAAUGAAGAAAAAAUGGACGAAUAAAAUUUAAAAAAAAACUUGGAACUGUAUUUAGUUCAAAGCAAAACUCAACUUUGUAAGAUAGUUAUAUUUUUUCCAAAAUAAAAUUUUA
Microplitis demolitor is the source of this 1727-nucleotide messenger RNA. RefSeq lists its product as uncharacterized. The transcript has 3 exons. Bases 62 to 1639 code for a protein of 525 amino acids. The record is from RefSeq and is a predicted model, not a curated record. NCBI's taxonomy places the organism in Eukaryota, Metazoa, Arthropoda, Insecta, Hymenoptera, Braconidae.